Leptonychotes weddellii (Weddell seal) is the source of this 9336-nucleotide messenger RNA. The record is from RefSeq and is a predicted model, not a curated record. Lineage: Eukaryota; Metazoa; Chordata; Mammalia; Carnivora; Phocidae.
AUGAGGAGCAGCAAAUCAAAAGAGGUGCCUUUACCAAAUCCAAGGAACUCUCAAAGCAAGGAUACUGUUCAAGCAGAUAUAACCACAUCGUGGGAUGCACUUUCUCAGACUAAGGCUGCUCUGAGACACAUUGAAAACAAAUUAGAAGUAGCCCCUACAAGUACAGCUGUGUUUGAUUCUGUCAUGGAUACCAAGAAAUCUUCUGCAAGUGCUACCCGAAAAAUAAGUAGAAAAGAUGGUAGAUACCGGGAUGAUUCUUGGGCUGAUGCUCCAACCGCCAAAUCUUGCACAUCACGGAAAGAGAAAUCCCGGAGCCCUCUCAGAGUUACCACCCUGGAGAGCAACGUAAAGAAAAAUAACCGUGUGGAGUUUCGUGAACCUUUGGUUUCUUACAGGGAAAUCCAUGGUACAACUUCCAAUAUAAGUCCUAGCCAUCUAGAGUCAAAACAUGUAUAUUGUGUGGAUGUUAAUGAAGAAAAGCCUGAGAACAGGAACCGGAUGAUAUGCAAUCGAGAAGAACAGAAUAUACAUUGCUGUGAUUUUGAGAGCUCCCAGUCAUCUGUCAUCAAUGAUACAGUGGUUAGGUUUUUAAAUGAUCGACCAGCAAUUGAUGCAUUGCAAAAUUCUGAAUGUUUGAUUAAGAUGGCAGCUCCUGUGAGAACUGAGGAAGAAAAUCCUAAUAGAGCAAAAGGAAAUGAGAAGGCUUCUGUAAGUAACAUGGGCCAUGAUGUUGAUCCAAAAGUGUUACGGAUAACUGACUCUUCUCCAUCCUCUACUAGUACUUCUAAUUCCCAAAGGUUAGAUAUCUUAAAGCAGCGACAACAUGAUGUCAAACUGGAAAAACUCAAGGAGCGAAUAAGGAAACAGUGGGAACACUCAGAAGAAACAAAUGGCCGGGGUCAGAAUCUGGGUCAUAUUGACCAUCCAGUAAUGGUUGUUAAUGUUGAUAACUCAGUGACAGCAAAGGUCAGGAAAGUGGCAACAGCACCACCUGCUCCAACAUAUAAAGGCUUCAAUCCUUCAGAGACCAAGAUUCGAACACCUGAUGGGAAAGUGUGGCAGGAGGCUGAAUUUCAAAACAUGAGUAGAGAAUUGUAUCGAGACUUAGCACUUCACUUUGCAGAUGAUAUCUCUAUGAAAGAGAAACCUGCUGAAAAAAGUAAAGAGAAGAAAGUGGUCAAGCCAGUACGAAAAGUCCAAAAGGUAACACAGUUUUCAAGUCCAGAAGGCAAAACAGGUAGCAGUCGUCUGAUAAGUACAUCCUCUUGGCGAGAUGGACAAAAAUUAGUAAAGAAGAUCCUGGGGCCUGCACCCAGAGUGGAGCAAAAAGAGCGAAGAACAGCAUCAAGUGACAGAAGUGGAAGAGAAAGAACUACUAAAUCUGGGGGUCAUAUUGGAAGAGCAGAAUCUGAUCCUAGAUUGGAUGUUUCACAUAGACAUCUUCCACGAAACUCAGAACGUUCGAGAAGUAGAGCUCGGUGUGAAAAUAAUACAAAGAAAUUAGCUCCAUCUCUUCCAGAUAAUAAACAGGAGGAAAAUACUGCCUUAAAUAAGGACUUUUUACCUCUUGAAAUUCGUGGAAUUCUUGAUGACCUACAGCUGGAUUCUACAGUUCAGGCUGCAAGGCAAGAGACAGGAGAGUUACAGAAUCAGAAGUCAUCAGCACCAGUACAAGCUCCUAGGAGUCACAGCCCAGUAAAAAGAAAACCUGACAAAAUAACAGCUAAUGAAGAUCCCCCUGUUAUUUCCAAAAAGCGCCACUAUGACACAGAUGAGGUACGACAGUACAUUGUUAGACAGCAGGAGGAAAGGAAGAGGAAGCAAAAUGAGGAGAAGAAGGCCCAAAAGGAGGCCACUGAGCAGAAGAACAAACGGUUACAGGAGCUCUAUCGGAAACAGAAAGAAGCCUUUACUAAAGUAAAAAAUGUGCCUCCUUCUGAGCCAUCAGUAACUAGGCGACUGCAGGAUACUUAUUCCAAACUGCUACUAGAAAAGACCUUGCUCGAAGAGCCGCCUCAUCAACAUGUGACACAGGAAACACAGACCAGACCAGGGUAUCAGCCUUCUGGAGAAUCUGACAAAGAAAACAAAGUACAGGAACGUCCCCUAAGUGCAUCUUCUAGUAGUGACAUGUCUCUGUCAGAACCUCCACAGCCUCUUGCAAGAAGGGACUUGAUGGAACCUACAUGGAUGCAGCCUGACAGAUUGAGCCCACGAGUCCAGAAUUCUCAACCACAGCCUCUUGUUGGAACAGCUGGAAAUUUACUCUCCCAUCUCUUGAGUCUAGAGCAUGUAGGAAUUUUGCAUAAGGAUUUUGAAUCUAUCUUACCAACCAGAAAGAAUCAUACUGUGGCCUCAGGGCCACUAACUUUUACACCUCAACCAUAUCUGACCUCACCAGCUGCUCAUCCAGAUGCCUUGUUAAAACCUAGUGCCAGCCAAUAUAAGAGUAAACUGGAUCGUAUUGAAGCCUUGAAAGCAACAGCUGCUUCUUUGUCCAGCAGGAUUGAAAGUGAAGCCAAGAAAUUAGCUGGGGCUAACAUAAACUAUGGGUCAGUCUGGAACGCUGAGUAUGAUAUACAGCAAACACCCCAAGAAGAGGGACCGUGGACCAAGGCUAUAAGUCCACCUGUGAAAGAAGAUACUGAAGAUGUUUUCUCCGCCCGAAUUCAAAAGAUGAUGGGAACCUGUGUAUCUCAUGCAACUUUUGAUGAGGAUCUUCCUGGUGUAGGCAACCUCAGUGAAUUUAAAAAGCUUCCUGAGGUGAUAAGACCUCAUAGUGCCAUAUCAAGGUUCAGAAUGAGAUCCCCUGGUCCCAAACCAGAAGGGCUCCUGGCACAGUUGUGUAAGAGGCGGACUGACUCUUCCAGCUCUGAUAUGCAAGCUUCUCAAGACAAAGCCAAAUUGUCUCUUGGUUCCAGCACAGAUUCAGUCAGCGAAGGGCCUCUUCUUAGUGAGGGGAGUCUUUCUGAAGAAGAGGGAGGCCAAGAUGGACAGCCCACGUUGAAGGUAGCAGAAAUCUUAAAGGAAAAGGAAUUUUGUGCUGGAGAAAGAAAUGGUUAUGAACCCAUAAAAGAGUUUCAGAAAGAAGCUGAAAAAUUCUUGCCACUUUUUGGGCACAUAGGUGGUACACAAAGCAAAGGACCAUGGGAAGAAUUGGCAAAGGGAAGUCCACAUAGUGUCAUUAAUAUUUUUACAAAGUCGUAUCAGUUGUAUGGAAAAGGGUUUGAAGAUAGGUUGGAAAGAGGAACCUCAGCAUCGCGUCCUUUAAAUGUCAUUACAACCCCUCUAAGCAGUGUUUCUUAUGAAGAUGAUUUUGUCUCCUCUCCAGGGAGUGGGACUUUGACAGAAAGAAAAUCAGCUCUUGAACCUAAUAUUAGUGGUAGCAAUUUGGGCGUUCAGGAGGACCAUUCUAGCAGAAAGUCUGCCUAUGAUCUGUCCUCUGUGGAUGUUACCUCCCAGCAUUCGUCAGGAACCCAGUCUGCUGCAUCGUCUCGUUCAUCUACUUCUUCUAAAGGGAAGAAAGGAAAAAAAGAAAAGAUAGAAUGGCUGGAUUCACUCCCUGGAAAUAUUCAGAACUCACUUCUUGACGAGGAGAAGGUACACUCUGGCUCGGAACGUGGCUCUCAUCAAGGAAAGAAAUCUGGGACCAGUAGCAAACUUUCUGUUAAAGAUUAUGAGCAGACUCUUGACACUGAUAGCAUUUUGGAGGAUCUUUCUGGGCAUUCUAUGAGUGUCUCAUCAGACAAGGGAAGAUCUCAGAAAACUCCAACUUCUCCUCCGUCUCCAAGUUCCCAGAAAUUGUUGCAGUUUGACCUUCCAGGAACUUCAUUAGAAAGAUCUAAAUCCUCGGUAAUAACGCCUCCUUCUAUAACAGGAUUUAAGCCUAAUGCACCUUUUACCGAUAUGAACCUUGCUGCCAGCAGAACAACUACAGAGAUGGCCUCAACACCAGGUUCUAAGCGCUUUUCUCCUGCUGGCCUCCAGCAUCGUAUGGCGGCAGAACUCAGUUACCUGAGUGCCAUUGAGGAGUCAGUGCGCCAGCUAUCAGAUGUGGAAAGAGUUAGAGGCAUAUCACUUGCUCAGCAGGAGAGUGUAUCUCUGGCUCAGAUCAUAAAGGCACAGCAGCAACGCCACGAAAGAGACUUGGCCCUUUUGAAAUUGAAGGCUGAACAAGAGGCUUUGGAGUGUCAGAGACAGUUAGAAGAAACCCGAAACAAAGCAGCUCAGGUCCAUGCAGAAUCCAUACAGCAGGUGGUCAAAUCACAAAGGGAAGUAACUGAGGUCCUGCAGGAAGCAACUUGUAAAAUAGCCGCUCACCAAGCAGACACUGCUCGCCUCACCACAGAUGCGGCUCGCCAAAUCUGUGAAAUGGCAGAGUUGACUCGAACUCAUAUCUCAGAUGCCAUCACUGCUUCAGGAGCUCCCCUGGCAACGCUAUACGACCACCACCGACAGCAUGCUCCAGACUUUGUGAAACAGCUGAGGACCAGAGCUGAAACAGAUAGGAAAAGUCAAUCUGUUUCACUCUCUCAGAGUAAAGAAGGGACCCUUGACUCAAAGCAUCAGAAGUAUUCCCCUUCAUUUGAUAGUUAUUCUGAGUCUUCAAGAUACAAGAAUCAUGAUCGAAGAAGUAGUAGUGGUAGCAGCCGUCAAGAAAGCCCUUCAGUUCCAUCUUCUAAGGAAAAUGAGAGGAAACUUCAUGGUGAAAAGAUGGAGAGUUCUAUUGAUGAACAGGUUCAGACUGCUGUGGAUGAUUCUUUACGAAGUGACAGUGUGCCAUCUCUUCCUGAUGAGAAAGAUUCCACUUCUAUUGCAACAGAAUAUUCCCUGAAAUUUGAUGAAUCUAUGACAGAAGAUGAAAUAGAAGAAAAAUCAUUUCGAUCUUUACUACCUUCUGAGAGUCAUCGCAGAUUUAACAUGGAAAAGAAGAGAGGCCAUCAUGAUGACUCUGACGAUGAAGCCUCUCCAGAAAAGGCAACACUGUCUUCUGCCAAGGAGCUGAGCAUGCCAUUCUCAGGAGGACAAGAUAGUUUUUCUAAAUUUACUAUGGAGAUGGUUCGACAGUACAUGAAAGAAGAGGAAAUGAGGGCGGCUCACCAGUCUUCACUCUUGCGUCUCCGUGAGAAAGCCUUGAAGGAGAAAACUAAGGCUGAAUUAGCCUGGCUAGAGCAUCAGAAAAAACAUCUACGAGACAAAGGAGAAGAUGAUAAAAUGCCCCCACUUCGGAAGAAACAGCGCGGUUUGCUUUUAAGGUUGCAGCAAGAGAAGGCAGAAAUUAAACGUCUUCAAGAAGCCAAUAAGGCAGCUCGGAAGGAAAGACAACUGAUUCUGAAACAGCAGGAGGAGAUAGAAAGGAUCCGACAGACCACCAUAAAGUUACAGGAGAAGUUAAAGUCGGCAGGGGAGAAUAAAUUGGACUCCCAUAGUGAUGAUGAUACAAAGGAUAAUAAGGCAACCAGUCCUGGUCCAACUGACUUGGAGACCCGAAGUCCUUCCCCCAUUUCAAUCUCCAGCAGUGAAACUAGCAGCAUUAUGCAGAAACUGAAAAAAAUGAGAAGCCGCAUGGAUGAAAAACACUGCUCUCCUGUUCACUACUUCUUCUCUGUCUUUACGUCUCACCACUGGGCCUCUCUCAGUGUCUGUUUUCCCAACCUUCAUCCCAAAUUCCAGCUGUAUAUCUACAACCAGUUGGUCAGGUUUCUUACAAAGCGAGAGCAAAAACUAAUGCAACGGCGACAACAUGCAGAGGAACUGCUCGAGUGGAAGCGACGUUUGGAUGCAGAGGAAGCCGAAAUUCGUCAAAUGGAAAAACAAGCUUUGGCUGCCUGGGACAAAGAAUUAAUAAAACCUAAAACUCCUAAGAAAGAACUUGAGGACGCGAGAACAGAACAGAAAGAAAUAGCAAGUGAAGCAGAGUCUCCACUACCUUCUUACUCUCACCUACACAGUGAAAGCUCUAUUCCAGAAGAAUUGGGCAGCCCUGCUGUUGGAUAUAUACCAUCUGAGUCUAUAGCUCAGGAGCAGCCAGGGAGUCCAGAUCAUAGUGUACUUACUGAAGAAAUGGUUUUUUCACAAGAACUGGAAUCUUCUACCUCUCCUAGUAAACAUUCACCUCCCAAAAGCUGCACAUCCAUGUCAAAGCAGGAGUCUAGCAAAGGAAGUCAUAGGACUGGAGGACAGUAUCGUCUACCUGUCAAAUCCCAUCAACACUGUUACAGUUGGUCUGAUGAGUCAUUAUCUAUGACACAGUCAGAAACAACAUCUGACCAAAGUGACAUUGAAGGUAGGAUCAGAGCCCUAAAGGAUGAGCUGCGGAAAAGGAAAUCAGUUGUGGACCAGCUGAAGAAGGAACAGAGAAAACGGCAGAAGGAAAGAUUGAAAGCCCAAGAAGCCAGUCUGAUCAAACAGUUAGAGUCAUAUGAUGAAUUCAUUAAGAAAACUGAAGCAGAGCUUAGCCGAGAUUUGGAAACAUCACCAACAGCCAAGCCUCAGAUUAAAACGCUCUCCUCAGCUUCUGAAAAACCCAAGAUCAAGCCCCUUCCAUUACACAGAUCUGAAACAGCAAAGAACUGGAAAUCACUAACAGAAUCAGAACGCUCCAGAGGAUCAUUGGAGUCCAUUGCUGAACAUAUUGAUGCUGCCCUGGCAAGUUCUGAGAGAUCAUUAUCAGAAAGGUCUUUAUCUGCAUAUGCAAAGAGAGUGAUUGAAUUGGAUAGACAAACAGAAGAGCAUUUUCAGACUUCAUCUCCAAUUCUUAGAUCAUCAAGGAGAACCAGAGCAGAAUCUGGAGAUUCUCUAGAAAAUGUACCUUCAUUACCUCUUCUCAAAGAAGUGAAUGCCCCUAAUAGAAUUCUGGAUGUGUCAGAGGCCAAGGUUGAAGAAGACCCUAGUCAAAAAUCAGAAAUACAAGAAGUAGACUAUACAAAACUGGAGGCGAGUGUGAUUGAAGAUGCCUAUUCGAAACAAUCUAGGAAGUCUGACGUCUUACUGAAACUAGACCUGGAACAGGGAGAUUCAUCUGAAAUUCUUUCAAGGAAAGAUCUUCCUUUAGAUUCUGUAAAUGUUCAGAAAGACUUAGUUAGAUUAGCCAUUGAAGAUCUUCAUAGAAAGGAGUUGAAAGAGAAAGAGUCAGAUCAAGAUACAGAUCAUAGUCCAAACAUCAAAUCAGAAAAAGACAUUCAAGAACAAAAGAACAUGAAGGAAAGGGACUUGUCUUUGUUAGAACAUUUUUUUGCUCCUAAAGAGAUAGCAUACUCUGAAGAUUUUAAAGUGUCUUCUUUGAAGAAAGACAUUUCAUCUGAAUUAUACAAAGAUGACUUCGAGGUGUCAUCUUUGUUGUCACUCAGGAAAGACUCUCAGUCUUGCAGAGACGAAUCACAGCCAACCAGGAACUCUACAAGUAGAGCCAUUAGCUUUGGCAGUGAUGAUGAAAUCAGUGAGUGCCUCAGUGAGAAAAGCCUUUCUGUUCGUAGCAGUGUCCACUCUGAGAGGCUGUUGGAACUCAAGUCCCCUACUGAGCUUAUGAAAAGUAAGGAGUGCAGUGAUGUAGAGCAUGAACAGGGAGUUACGGAGUCCCCUUCCUUGGUUUCAGUUUCUGUGGCAGAUGAGUUACAUGAUUUCCACAUUGGUGAUAGGGUGUUGAUUGGCAAUGUUCAGCCAGGAACUCUUCGAUUCAAAGGUGUGACUAGUUUUGCUAAAGGAUUUUGGGCUGGAGUGGAGUUGGAUAAAGCUGAAGGAAAUAACAAUGGAACAUAUGAUGGCAUUGUAUACUUUGUGUGCAAAGAGAAGCAUGGUAUUUUUGCUCCUCCUCAAAAAAUAUCUCAUAUUCCAGAAAACUUUGAUGACUGUGUAGACAUAAAUGAAGAUGAAGAGUCUUACUCAGAUGGACAGUAUCAAUACUAUAAUCAAGAACAAAAAGAUAGAACAGAUUCCAAGUUUGAUAGAGAAGAGGAUGCAGUUGAAUAUUUUUAUGAGAACUCUCUACCUAGUAUGCACGAUAUAGAAGCCUCACUUGAUAGAAGCCUUAAAAUAGAAACAGACAACAUUCAGGACAUUUCUGGAGUACUUGAAGCCCAUGUUCACCAGCAGUCCUCGGUGGAUUCACUGAUCUGUUCAAAGGAAAACAAAGACCUUGUUUCUGGUGCCACAGAAAAGGUUUCCAUUGCUGUAGAAGGCGAUACUUUAGAUAAUAACUUUUCUGAAGAGUUAAAGAAGCAACAGCAGUUUACAGAAAAGGAAGAGAACCUAUAUCCUGAGGUCUCGGAAAAGCUUUCUACUCCACUUCUGGAUCUUUUAACAAGAGAAAAGAACCAAUUGGAAGCCCAGCUGAGGUCAUCACAAAGUGAGGGAAAAAAGUCAAAGCAACAGCUAGAAAAAGUCAGCUUACUGACAGACAGUUUACUAACAGUCUUUGUGAAGGACACGGUCAAUCAACUACAGGAAAUCAAAAAAGCUAGGAAUGAGAAAAUCCAGCUUAGCAAUCAGGAGCUUCUUGAUGAUGAUCAAAAGAAAGUACUGCCCCAAGCCCUAUCCCCAAAUCAUGAGGAGCAAUCAUCAGGUGUUCCAGGUUGCUUCUUAAGGUCUGAAUUGGAAGAUGAAAAAGAAGAGAUUUCUUCACCAGAUAUAUGCCCCAGACCUGAGAGUCCAGUAUUUGGUGCCAGUGGGCAGGAAGAACUUGCGAAGAGACUUGCUGAACUUGAGAUCAGCCGGGAGUUCCUGAGCGUGUUAGGAGAUGAUCAAGACUGGUUUGAUGAAGACUUUGGUUUGAGCUCUUCUCACAAGAUCCCCAAAAAUAAGGCAGAAGAAACAAUUGUACCUUUAAUGGCAGAACCUAAAAGAGCUCCCCAGAAGCCAUGUGAAACACUAUUGGCAGUUCCACAUACUACAGAGGAAGUAGAAAUUCUUGUACAUAAUGCAGCAGAAGAACUGUGGAAAUGGAAAGAAUUAGGUCAUGAUCCUCAUAGCAUCAGCAUUCCUACAAAACUGCUUGGCUGUGCCAGUAAGGGUCUAGAUAUAGAAAGCACUAGUAAAAGAGUCUACAAACAGGCGGUUUUUGAUUUAACAAAAGAGAUUUUUGAGGAAAUAUUUGCAGAGGAUCCCAACUUAAAUCAGCCUGUCUGGAUGAAGCCAUGUAGAAUCAACUCCAGUUAUUUCCGACGAGUGAAAAAUCCAAAUAACCUUGAUGAAAUCAAGAACUUCAUAGCCACAGAAGUACUCAAGUUGUUUAGUCUUAAAAAGGAACCAAACCACAAAACAGAUUGGCAGAAAAUGAUGAAAUUUGGAAGAAAGAAAAGAGAUCGAGUGGAUCAUAUCCUGGUCAGUGCAUAUAACUAA